AUGGAUGAGCGGCGCAGAAGCGUUCAACGCAUCCAGCCCGAUAUGCCCGCAACCUCAAGGUCAAGCCUUCGAGGGUCGUUAAACGGCGCCCAGACUAGCGCAAGUAUUCCUUCGGAUACUGAUGGGCGGGCUGAGCCUCCUCGGCAGUCGCAUAUAUAUGCCCAAGCAUCUGCAGUGGAAUUGACAGAUGAGAUUUUUCAUCUGCACAAUCAGGGAUCGGUCAUUUCACCUACAACACACAGCAAUACUUCCGCCCUUCCUGGUGGGACCUUCGUCAAUAGUCGCAUACCUGACAACCGGGAAGAUGAUGGAAAGACUAGCCUUUCUUCACACUUUCCUGGGUUAGAUCUCCCACCCCGCCCAAUCUGCGACUUCCUGCUGCAGUCUUACUGGAGAUCUGUGCAUUGGUUCAUGAUGCUUUUCUAUAAGCCUUCCUUUGAACAAGAGUAUAGGCAAAUCAUUGGCAAUCGAUAUGUGACUGCUCGGCAACGGGGCACAUCAGUGUUGAUUCUGAUGGUUCUUGCCAUAGGGGCAAGAUAUGCCUCGGAUGAGCAACGCUCGAAAGCUGGCAUAUCCAAGGAAGAGUUAUCCUCUCUUCAGGGAGAUAUGCUCAACCAGGUUCGAUUGCACUAUUUCGAUGUUUUGGACACUGGGGCCAUAGAAUGUGUUCAAUUGUGCAUUUUGCUGAGCACCUAUUAUCUUUACAAUGGCAAGCCAAAUUUAGCGUUGCCUAUCCUUGGUGCGGGGAUCCAAAGUGCCCAGGCACAGGGACUACAUAAGGAGAGACUUUGGGGCCCCGCAACUGAGAUCGUUCUCGAAGUUCGCAAGCGAACUUGCAUGCCACGAGACAUGGAUGACAUCCUGACUGUGCAUCCAUUGCUAAAUUCGCUUGAGAGCCCUGAGAGCCAGUCCACAGCCCGAGUCACACUGGGUUCAUAUCAACGACACAAAUUCAAUCUAUACUCUAUUGCAAACCCCGUCGUUGGCAAUAUUCAUAAUGUGCAUGUCUCCAGUUCGCAGACUGCAAUGAACCAAGCCGCAGAGAUCAACACCAAGCUGGUACACUGGUUUGACCGACUCCCUGUGGAGCUAAAGCUGGAGCACAAUGUCGAUUUGGACAUGGGGAGUUUGACAAGCGCUGAGGCUGAGAUCUGCCAGCUAUUUCAACUGCAGGCACUGGUCCUUCAGCUGGCCUAUGAUAACAUCCAAAUAAUUCUACACCGUCCGUUUAUUCGAUGUACUCGCCGUUUACUCAUGCCUUCCAGCUUGCGCGACUCGGAUGCGCGCCCAACAAGUUUCGAACAGUGCAAGCACUGUGCUCGCCGCACCUGCAGUAUACUUCCACGAUAUGCUAAACUUCUCUAUUUAGCCCAAACCACUCAUGCAACUGCAUAUAUUGCCAUACAAAAUUUUACUGCAGGUGUCACCCUGGCAAUGGUGGCGCUGUCUGACCCCGGCUCGGAACAAUCUCUCGAUGCCAAAAAAGGUGUCGCGAAUUCAAUAUCGUUGCAACAAACACUCGCUGCAUCGUCUAUUGUUUCAUCGCAGACGGUCAAAGUUCUCGAAGGGCUCUUCCAGCUAAUGUUCAAGCAUGAAAUGCAGUCAUUGCUCCGGAGCUCGUCUCUUGAUUUGAACAAUCCCAGCCCGAUAGGCGGGCCACCGAGCCAAGCACGUGAGCCCGAUGAUUUUCACGCGUCUGUCAGUAAGAAUCUUCCUAUGGACCGGCGAUUUAAUCAGACACUCUCACGUGGAGGCCAGGAGGAAUCACAGCUGUUAUCAAGCAUCAUUGAAACCGACCAAAGACCCCAAGUUCCCCUCAGCGAUCAGGCAGCGAUGAACCCCGAUCUUGAUCAGGAUUUUCCCGUUUUGUCCUUCCAUUCGGGGAUUGAUCAAGCACUAGAGUCGGUGCAGCAAGUACUAUGGAAGAACUGCGAUGCUAUGGGACAUCCAGGGGCUUAUGUCCCGGAAGUUUCCGGCCCGCAGGAUGAUAUUUACGGACAAUCGAGGUCCUUCGUAGGCAAUUUCGCAGAAGAAAACAUUCGCCUCUCCCCGCCGAAUCCACUGGUCUCAAUGGCUGACCCUGCUAGCCAGGCUCUGAACACUCUGAAUAACUCCUUCCUAGGUCAGAGCUGGGUAUGGAACCAGCCAGACUUUGACAGGCUGCGAGAACAGUAA
Molecule: messenger RNA, 2175 nt
Organism: Penicillium samsonianum
Lineage: Eukaryota; Fungi; Ascomycota; Eurotiomycetes; Eurotiales; Aspergillaceae
Product: fungal specific transcription factor domain-containing protein
Exons: 4
Coding region: 1-2175 (724 amino acids)
Biological process (GO): DNA-templated transcription; positive regulation of transcription from RNA polymerase II promoter by galactose
Cellular component (GO): nucleus
Molecular function (GO): DNA-binding transcription factor activity, RNA polymerase II-specific; zinc ion binding; RNA polymerase II cis-regulatory region sequence-specific DNA binding
Source: RefSeq, a predicted model, not a curated record